CAGGAUCGCAUUACCAAGUCCCUUCUUCAUUUGCACAAGAAGAAAAAACCUCCCAGUAUCAGCGCCCAGUUUCAGGUGUCAUUAAGUAAGCUGAUGGAAACACUUGGACAAGCAGAACCAUAUUUUGUAAAAUGCAUUCGCUCUAAUGCUGAAAAGCUGCCUUUAAGGUUCAAUGAUGCUUUGGUACUUAGACAGCUUCGAUAUACUGGGAUGCUGGAAACAGUUCGAAUUCGCCAAUCAGGAUACAGCUCCAAAUAUUCUUUCCAGGAUUUUGUGAGCCACUUCCAUGUGCUUCUGCCCCGAAAGAUUAUUCCAUCUAAACUUAACAUUCAGAAUUUCUUCAGGAAAAUAAAUCUUAAUCCAGAUAAUUACCAAGUUGGAAAAACCAUGGUGUUCCUAAAGGAGCAGGAACGACAGCACUUGCAAGAUAUGCUUCACCGAGAGGUGCUCCGCAGAAUCAUAUUGUUGCAGCGAUGGUUCAGGGUCUUGCUUUGUAGGCAGCAUUUCCUCCAUCUGAGGCAGGCAUCUAUUAUUAUCCAGCGAUUCUGGAGGAAUUACCUAAAUCAGAAGCAAGUCAGAGAUACAACUGUGCAAAAGGAUGUUGCUGUUAUGGCUAAUGCAGCUGCUCUUCUCCAAGCUUCCUGGCGUGCUCACUUAGAGAGGCAGUGGUACUUGGAGCUGCGAGCUGCAGCCAUCAUCAUCCAGCAGAGAUGGAGAGAGCACUAUAGGCACAGACACUCAGCUGCUCUCUGCAUACAGGCAAGAUGGAAGGCCUACAAGGAAAGUAAGAGGUACCAAGAGCAACGGAACAAAAUUAUCCUUUUGCAGUCAGCAUGUAGAGGAUUCAGAGCAAGAAAAAGAUUUAAAGCUUUAAAAGAACAAAGGCUAAAAGAAACAGAACUAGAACCUGGAUUGGUGAAUAUCAAGGGAUAUGGAGCUCUGGAAAUUCAGGGUUCAGACCCUUCAGAAUGGGAGGAUUGUUCCUUUGACAACAGAGUGAAAGCCAUAGAGGAAUGUAAAUCUGUGAUAGAGAGUAAUCGAAUUAACCAUGAAAGUUCAGUGGACUGUCCAAAGGAGUCCCCAAGCAAGCGGCAGGAGAGAGCCAGAAGCCAAAGUGGUAUGGAUUUGCAGGAAGGUAUGAUUGUAAGAGAGAGACCCAAGUCCUUGGAGGAUCUCCAGCAGAAAAAAGUAGGCCGGGCUAAAAGAGAAAGUCGGAGAAUGAGAGAACUAGAACAAGCUAUAUUUAGCUUAGAAUUGCUGAAAGUUCGUUCUCUUGGUGGUGUAUCUCCUUCAGAAGAACGUAGAUGGUCUGCGGAAUUGAUGCCAGAAGGCCUUCAGUCUCCACAGGGUACACCUGAUAGUGAAAGCUCUCAAGGGAGCUUGGAACUUCUAAACUGUGAGGAAAGCCAAAAGAGCAAACCAGAGUCCAUAAUUUUAGAUGAAGGAGACUUGCAGUUGCCAUCACCUAAGCUAUCUACUAGUCCAAAAUUGGAUUCACAGGAUGGUGCCGUCAGUGCCUCAACUGAUACUAGCUUUGCAGAGCAUUUGAAGACUGGAACUAUGAAGGAAAAGCUGGUCUGCAGUUCUGAAUCUAUUACCUGUAAACCACAACUGAGAGACUCCUUCAUUUCAAGUAGUCUGCCUACAUUCUUUUAUAUUCCCCAACAAGAUCCACUGAAAACAAGUUCCCAACUAGACCCAAGUAUCCAAAGAAACAAACUAGUGGAAAGUGAAGACACAGUGGGGACAGCUCUUACUUUGGAUAUCAACCAGGAAAAUAGAAAAUACCACUGUUCAGGAGAAGAUCCAGUUGUUCCUUCUUUGAAUACAGAGUCUUCUAAUCCUGUGCUUAAGAAGUUAGAAAAGCUAAACACUGAAAAGGAAGAAAGGCAAAAGCAGUUGCAGCAGCAGAAUGAAAAAGAGAUGAUGGAACAAAUUCGCCAGCAAACAGAUAUUUUAGAGAAGGAGCGUAAAGCCUUCAAGACAAUUGAAAAGCCACGAACUGGGGAGUCUUUCUUUGCACCAUCUUUUUAUCAGUCAAAGCAAAGAGUAGAGAGGCCAUCCUCUCUCCUUGGCUUAAAUACCCUAAAUAAGGGAGAACAUAGUGUACUGGGCUCCCCAUCAGUGACUAUGAACAAUCCAGCUCUUGCCCCAAAAGGCAGUCCCUCUGCUCACUUAUCCCCAAAGGACCGACCUGUCACCUUGUUCUUUGAAAGAAAAGGAAACCCAUGCCAAUCUAGUACUGGCAAAGAAGUAUCCAAGACAGACAGAAUGAACACCCAAGUGAAUGUAGCCUGUAAACUCUCUAAUAAUCGCAUUUCAAAAAGAGAACAUUUUAGACCAACCCAGUCUUAUAACCACAAAUCUGAUGACCUUUCCAGAGAGGGAAAUCCUAGGGCCAUUUUCUUCACACCAAAGGACAAAAAGAGUAUCCCCCUUGUCAACAAGGAAGCCUUAAAUAGUAGAAAUCCUCAACUCCGUAAAGAAGAUGACCCAGCAUGGAAACCUGUGAAGUUAGCUGGGCCAGGCCAAGGAGAGCAGGUUGCCAGACCGGCCCAUAAAAAGAAAGCUCGAAUGGCGCGGACGCGCUCCGAUUUCUUGACUAGAGGUACUUUUGCCGAUGGGGAGGGGGAUACAGAGGAAGAUGAUUACGAUGACAUAAUUGAGCCCCUCCUCUCCCUUGACCAAGCUUCUCACUCUGAGCUAGGGCCUGCAUCCAGCCUGGGUCAGGCCUCUCACAGUGACUCCGAAAUGACAUCACAGCGAUUUUCUUCAGUUGAUGAACAAGCAAAGCUUCAUAAGACUAUGUCUCAAGGAGAGAUUACGAAGUUGGCAGUGAGACAGAAGGCUCCAGAUUCGGAUAUAAGACCUCAGAGAGCUAAGAUGAGAUUCUGGGCCAAAGGCAAACAAGGGGAGAAGAAGACUACCAGAGUGAAACCUGUUGCCCAGUCAGAAGUUUCAGCAUUCUUUGCGGGCUCAGAUGUGAUCCCAGCUCAUCAGUGUCCAGAUGAAUUAGCUCAGCAUCACCCAACACCACCUUUGAGCCCAGAACUGCCUGGGAGUUGCCGGAAGGAGUUCAAAGAGAACAAAGAGCCUUCUCCAAAGGCCAAGCGCAAGCGAAGUGUGAAGAUCAGCAGUGUGGCCUUGGAUUCUAUGCAUUGGCAAAAUGACUCUGUCCAAAUCAUAGAAAGUGCCAGUGAUUUAAAAAGCAUGGAUGAAUUUCUUCUGAAAAAGAUGAAUGACUUAGAUAAUGAAGACAGUAAGAAGGAUACAUUAGUGGAUGUUGUAUUUAAAAAAGCCUUGAAAGAAUUUCGGCAGAAUAUCUUCAGCUUUUAUUCAUCUGCAUUGGCAAUGGAUGAUGGGAAAAGCAUACGGUAUAAAGACCUCUAUGCACUAUUUGAACAGAUUUUGGAAAAGACCAUGAGACUUGAGCAGCGUGAUUGGCAUGAAUCUCCCGUGAGAGUUUGGGUCAAUACUUUUAAGGUGUUUUUAGAUGAAUAUAUGAAUGAAUUUAAGACUUCAGAAUGCACAGCCACAAAGGUGCCAAAAACAGAAAGAAAGAAAAGAAGGAAAAAAGAAACUGAUUUGGUGGAAGAGCACAAUGGUCACAUCUUUAAGGCCACCCAAUAUAGCAUCCCUACGUACUGUGAAUACUGUUCUUCUUUGAUAUGGAUAAUGGACCGAGCCUCAGUUUGCAAAUUAUGCAAGUAUGCCUGCCACAAGAAGUGCUGUCUGAAAACCACAGCCAAGUGUUCUAAAAAGUAUGAUCCAGAGCUGUCAUCUCGACAGUUUGGGGUAGAACUGUCCCGUUUGACCAGUGAAGACCGAACUGUUCCUUUAGUGGUGGAAAAGCUUAUAAACUACAUUGAAAUGCAUGGACUGUAUACAGAAGGGAUUUACCGAAAGUCUGGCUCAACUAAUAAGAUCAAGGAGCUUCGACAGGGUUUAGAUACAGAUGCUGAGAGUGUCAAUCUAGAUGACUAUAAUAUACACGUCAUUGCAAGUGUAUUCAAACAGUGGCUUCGAGAUUUGCCCAAUCCACUCAUGACCUUUGAACUCUAUGAGGAAUUUCUUCGAGCUAUGGGCCUUCAAGAGAGGAAGGAGACAAUCCGUGGUGUAUACUCUGUGAUUGACCAGCUCUCCCGAACUCAUCUCAAUACACUGGAACGCCUCAUCUUUCAUCUAGUCAGGAUUGCUCUACAGGAAGAUACUAAUCGAAUGUCAGCUAAUGCUUUGGCCAUUGUGUUUGCACCCUGCAUUCUCCGCUGCCCUGACACCACUGACCCACUGCAAAGUGUACAGGACAUCAGUAAGACUACCACCUGUGUGGAGCUGAUUGUUGUGGAACAAAUGAAUAAAUAUAAGGCUCGUCUCAAAGAUAUUAGUAGCCUGGAAUUUGCUGAGAAUAAGGCAAAGACCAGGCUGUCUCUAAUUCGUAGAUCAAUGGGAAAGGGGCGUAUUCGUCGAGGAAACUAUCCAAAUCCGUCCUCUCCUGUUGCAGUUCGGUUGCCUUCCAUGUCUGAUGUUGCAGAAGAGACCUUGACUAGCGAGGCAGCCAUGGAGACCGACAUUACAGAACAGCAGCAAGCAGCCAUGCAGCAGGAGGAGCGAGUCCUGACUGAGCAGAUUGAGAGCCUGCAGAAGGAGAAGGAGGAGUUAACAUUUGAGAUGCUUGUCCUGGAACCCCGUGCCUCUGAUGAUGAGACCCUCGAGUCUGAAGCCUCCAUUGGGACAGCUGAUAGCUCAGAAAAUUUGAAUGUGGAGUCUGAAGGUGCCGUCUCUGAGAAAUCAGAGAGAAGCUUAGCCCUUGGCUCCCUAAAGACAACUGGCAAGGCUGAACCUUCAAGCAAGGUGCGCAAGCAGCUAAAAAAGCAGCAGGACUCAUUAGAUUCAGUGGACUCUUCAGGCUCCUCUUUAUGUCUGUCUAGCACUGCGUCAUCUCAUGGGACCAGAAAACGAUUUCAAAUUUAUUCCAAAUCUCCAUUCUACCGAGCUGCCUCAGCUGGUGAGGUCCUGGGAAUGGAAGGACCAUUGGGCCAGACCAAAUCCCUGGAAGACAGGCCUCAGUUCAUCAGCAGGGGAACCUUCAACCCUGAAAAGGGCAAACAAAAAUUAAAGAAUGUGAAAAAUUCACCUCAGAAAACCAAAGAGACCCCAGAGGGGACAGUAAUGUCUGGCCGCAGGAAAACUGUGGACCCAGACUGUACCUCCACCCAACAGCUAGCGCUCUUUGGGAAUAAUGAGUUUAUGGUCUGAACUGGCAGGUGUGUAUCCCUUCAUGGCUACAGAGUGCUGAACACAUCUCAUCCUUGGGGCUUCUUCUCAUAACCAUGUCCACGACAGUCCAUCCUGAUGGUGGUCCUGCCUCUUGCCCAAGCACAUGGCUGGGACCUUGUGUGCUGAAUUCCGGGCCUCCUGUGGAAGUGGAAAGGCCUCUUUGAAACCUGCUGGGGAUGGUGCCAGCUGUGCCUUGGCUGCUGUAUUUGAGUUGAGAUUUCACUAAACAAAGCCACCUAGGGCCUGGGGAUCUUGGUCAGUUGCAGUCGUCUCUCCCCACCCUCUUCUUCCUCCCAGAGAUGGCUGUUGAACUGGGGGAGAUAUUAUGGGCCUGAGGGACCCUCUGAUUUCUGACAGUUGGAGAAAACAUAUAGAUCUUAACUACAAAAGCAAAAGCCUUUGGGUUUAUUUUGGGAUAGUUAAGAGCUGGGGUGGAAUAUAAUUUUUUUUCCCAAGGAUUUAUAAACAAAAAGCCUAAGCCCUCUAUUUUAAGAUUUUUGAAAAACAUUCCAUGUUAUAUUCUGGAGAAAGUAAAAAAGUGAUUGUUUUCAUUAAGCCAUCAGAUAGUGUCUCAGAUGUCUUGUUAUACAAUGAAAAAGAGAGUACAUGUUUUGUUUUUUGAUGAUGUUUGAUGUCAUAAUAAUCAAUGCUGGCUUAACUCCUGUUUAGUUCCUGCCAAAUAUAUUGCAUGGGCUGAAGUGUCAGUAGCCAUACUCUUCUCAUGUUUCCUGGUCCUAGGAUCAGAUUCCUCCAAUUUUUUUUUAAUUUCCCAGAGACAUGAUAAUCCCUAAACAUGAGGGUUUCAUCCUAAUCCGUUCAGGCUUUUCUCUUUGUAUAGAUUCAACUGAAGAACACAUUGAGCCUCUUCCUCUGCUGGUAGUUCCCAUCACAGACUCAGACACAUAGUGUGACCAUUUAAUCAGCUCUCCAAAAACCUUCACAUACAACAUUGCAUGGAUAAGUGUUACAGAAAGCUGCCAAAAAAUAAAAAGGAUUUUCAUGUGACCCAUCUAACUUUUAUCUUUCUUUCCUCAGACCAUCAGUAUUAAAUAGAUUUUUUUAAAAAUCAAGGACUACUUGAAGCUAUUUUUGUUAAUAUUCUGGCCACUGAAGUUUACUGUAAAUAUAUAUGUAUAGUAGGCAUAUUUCUUUUUAACCUUGUGCUUUCCUCCUUCCCAUGGAAUUUCUUCCCACAGAUUAGGAGCCACUGGACGAGGUAGUAACAGCCACUCAUCCCUAAAUUGAGGAAAAAUCAUCAUUUUUCACCACUUGGUGGUCUUCGUACACCUGGGUUAUAAUAGCAUUUCCAGUGUCUUCGCAUUUGUGGGAUUAGAAAUUUGUUUUUGCUAUUUAUAAUGUAUGAAAAAUGAAACAUGAUACCCCUUCUUGACAUAAGUAUGUGAAAUGUUUAUUUUUAAAGUUACUAAAUGCAUCUUGUCUAGCUACGACAUGCACUGUUCUGAAAAAGAGCCUUUACCUAUAUAACCUGUAUUUUGGUUUUUCUUCCUUUUCAUACGACUUUGAUUUUAAGUUAUGGAAUUAUUAAGUCUUUUGUUAAGGCAGAGUCUCUCCUGUUACAUAACGCUAAACCUCAUGCCACUGCCUCAGUGGCUAUUGGUCAGCCCCAGAGGUCAGACUUGGAGCAUCAUUCUGAGAGGCAGCUAAAGGUAGCAGGAGUCUUGCCUCUCCCUGGUUUGGGUUCAGAAUUUAUCCAGGGAAAGGAAGCUUUUAAAAUCUCCAGGAUGAUGAUGGUUAGUGAGUCCAAGUUAUGUUUUAUAUCCCACAAUCGUCUGCCACCUUGUUCAUGUUGUUCUGAGGAGUAAUAACUGUUAAACCUUUAAAAAUUCGGAGAAUUGCCUCAAGGAAACCCCUACAUGGUUGUGUCAGGGUGGGACUGUGGUUCCUGCACAAUCUGUGUCUCAGUCUUCUCUUAGAGUAAUGCACUGUGGGGCGUUUACUGGGAUUUUCCACUUGCUCCAGAAUAUUGGUUCAAUACCAUAUUAAAAAAAAAAAAAAAGAUUACCCUUGUUGGAUGAUUUUCCCUAGAAGAUUGGCCUGGAGAACACCUCUUGGCACAUGUUCUCCAUCUAAAUCUGGUUGUUUUGGCAAAGUAAGUUUUUGGCAGUUAAGAAACUACUUACAUAAGUCACUUUAUAGGAACUAGGUAAUGGAUGUUAAGAGACUUUAUAAUUUUUCUCAGGGACCUGAAACCUGAAUUUGGAUAAAGUUAAAUAAAUAAAUACUUGUUUUUUCGGUUACUAGAUUUGUGGAUUUGUAGUUAUUUAACAAGCUACCCAGGAUGGGGGUGGUGGGGAGGAGCAAUCCACAAAGCUAUAAGCAUGGAGAGCAAGAGUGGGGCCCUCCCCUGGAGGAGAGCAAGCCCUUGUUUACGCAGGAUGACAGGCCUGGCGGCCCAAGAAAGAGAUAAAGCCAUAACUCUUAAAACCUCCAGAACCAUAUGCUCUGUCUUCCUCCACCUGUAGCUGGUCCUGUGUGUAGUUCAAGGUGUGUCAUCACAAAGCGAUGCUGCAUGACAGUCACUUAGGAUGAUGAUAGUGAACUCGAAUGUGUGUCAAACCAGUGGUUUCCUAGUUCUUCUCUUUUGUUUGUUUGCUUUGAUCUCUGCAUGGUGGGGGUGGGGAUGGGACAGCCCCACAGGUGGAACCCGAGCUCCACAGCGCAGAGCAUUUUAGUCACAGGACACACUCUGGGCCCCACACAAAACCUAGACUUUGAGUUCUGCCCAUUAAAGCCAGUGUAUCUCUGUAAUCGCAUACAUAUCAUGGAAAAUAACGGAAGCAGAGAAGUGCGAUCUCAUUCUGCAUCACAGAUUGGAGCAAAUUAACAGCAAAUACAGGCAGGACUCAGGGAGGUGAUGUGCUUAGUUUGCAAUGUCCUUUGUACUUCCAGCCAUUCAAAUUAUUUUCCCACUCUGGGCUUCUGAAAACACAGAGGGAGAUACAGCCCUCCUACCAUGAGCCUUGUGGAAAGAGAGUCAGAAGGGUCAGGAGUCAGGGGACAGAAUGCUGGAGCCUCCACCCUCUUAUGCUUUGGAAACCUGCCCUAGCUCUUACUCUGUUGAGAGGUUGGUGAGGACUUCUGCAUUCCAUCACAGUGGGCUGGUUUUCACUGUCAAAGACAGAGGGUCUCAUAAGUGUCUGAAAGCUGUGGUUCAGCAAGGGUAUAGUCCCACCUCAGUGCCUGCGGGCUGUGUCUUUAACUGUUACUAAUGAUUGUGUACCUUUCACAAGCACUUUGGUGAACUGGAGGGAUGAAAAGAUUCUCAGGAUGUGUUCCAAGCUAAGAGAGUUUUAAUUUUAAAAAGAAACAUGGUCCAGACAGCUUUCCUCAUCCUCCUCUGACUUUUUCCUUGGUGGGAGCUGCAUGUGGGUGUGCAUCAUUCUGUAUUGACAGGUGUGUUAUGUCCACCCCAGACUAUUGUGACAACUCCCCAGCACUGUACCCCAAUACCAUGCUGGCCUUGGUAGUAGAAUUCCUUAGUGUUUAUUGGAGUCCUCUUUUUAUAUACCCCAAGAAGACUUUUAAUCACUUUCCCCUGGAGCCACUCCCACGUUUGAUUUGGUAUUGAAAGGGUAACAGCAAAAUGAUGAUUGUGGAGAUGGAUCUAUUAGGUCUUGUUGGUCUCUUGGUUGAAACUGUUUUCAAAAAAGCCCCGCCAAUGGGCCUGUCACCUUGCUAUCCAUACAUACUUAAUGCCUAUUUAUCAACCCUGGAAGUUCUUAUAGAAGUUGCACCUUUUGAACCAAGUAUUUGUAUUUACUAUGGGAAAGGUGUGGACUACAGAUUAGUAUUAUAUUAUUUUAAUGGAUUUAAAGUAAUUUAUAAGUAUGCUAAGUGUAAAUUUUAAAAGAUUAUGUAUUGUAAAAGGACAUAUCCUGUGAAAUAUAAUAUCACUUUACUGUUUAAUAGAAUAAUUCUAUAAAAAGAAUGAUUUAUCUCACCCACAGAACUGCUUACAUUCCUGAUGCAAUCAACAGGCACUUUGUACAUUUCCUUUCUGUUUGUUGGGGGGAAGGGGAGCAAGACAUCAUCUGUAUAAAGUGCAAUUUGUGUCAACUCAAAAUAUGCACUGUGUGGCUACACAAAAGCAGCUUGAUGAACAUAUCACUCAGUGGCUCAUUAAACAAAGCUUCCAGGAGCAA
Molecule: messenger RNA, 9440 nt
Organism: Carlito syrichta (Philippine tarsier)
Lineage: Eukaryota; Metazoa; Chordata; Mammalia; Primates; Tarsiidae
Gene: MYO9A
Product: myosin IXA
Exons: 25
Coding region: 94-5256 (1720 amino acids)
Biological process (GO): intracellular signal transduction
Cellular component (GO): myosin complex
Molecular function (GO): microfilament motor activity; ATP binding; GTPase activator activity
Source: RefSeq, a predicted model, not a curated record